AUGGAUCUAUACAGUUAUAGCCGUACUUGUAAAGGGAUAUCGUCCUGUGUUCGUUUUGAGUUCGGAAGAAGUCAAGCCACACGGAUGCGGUGGGUGGCCGCAGUGUUCCUCAUCGAGGUUGUGACAGCCACAUGCCCACCACAAUGUUUUUGUAAAGGUAAUUCGAUAACAUGUAUCUCACUCAAUGAAACUAAUCUUGCCGCUCUCAAUGUUCAUCUGUCGUCAACGGAAUGGAGUGGUCUGAAAUCGUUGUCAAUUCAUGAGACCCCUUCAAUUUCGUUGGACCUCUUACAACCCCUUACACUUCUAGAAGAACUCGACUUGAGCAACAACAAUCUUAGUGAAGCCUCAUGGCUUGGCACACGGGCAGCGUUCCCGUCCAUUAGGAAGCUUGUGAUCGAGCAUAGCAGUCUUACGAGCAUAGAACGAGGAUUAUUAGCACCCUUUCCACAAAUAGAGGAGCUGCACUUGGGCCACAAUAAAAUCUCUUCAAUAGGAUAUGAUUCGCUUCGAAUGCCACGGAUCCGGAACAUUCGUUUGAAUGAUAACAGAAUUCAGGCCAUUGGAAUGCAUGCGUUCCGGUUUAUUCCACAACUGAACGAUGUCGAUUUGAGUGGCAACAGAAUUGAACGAUUUAUGGGAGUGCGACUUCGUACCGCAAAAUAUCCCGUGCCAAGCACUGGUCAUGUCCAAUCUAAAGAUGACUGGCAGCUGGAAGUGCUCGACCUCAGUUCGAACAACCUCACACAGCUUCCUGGAAUUGAGCUGCGUAGCAUGGAAGGAUUACGGACUCUACUGCUGGCUAACAAUCCUAUCACAGUGAUAGGCGAGGGACAAGCAAGUCUUGAUAGUCUUCAGUGGCUGGACCUGUCAUCAAGUGCAUUGAGAGUGGUAGAAGCUGGAGCAUUUUCUCGCCUUCCAAGGCUCCACUCAGUUUUCUUCGCCGACUGCAGGGAUCUUACAUUCAUUUCGCCGGCAGCUUUUGAGAACAUCAGCGUCUUCAGCCUCGAUAUUUCUGGAACUGGGUUAAAAUCUCUAUCACCAGCUCUUCUCUCCAAUAUUGCACGAGUUCGCAUCUCCGAUGUUCCAUUGGACUGUGGAUGCCUCGCAGAACAGUUGAGCUCCAUUACCACUACGACCAUAACGGACUGGGGUAAUUCCACAUGUGUCACUAGAGAAGGGGAAGUGUUGAGCAUCCCCAAUCUGUCGCCGACGAGUUUGGCCCGAAGUGAGCAAUGCCGACCAAGUGUGGUCUUGCCGUUCGGCCAUGAAGUUGUAGCAAGUGUUGGCCAAACGUUCAAAAUUUACUGCUCCGGGACGGAAGAGGAGGACAUCGUUAAAUGGAAAUCACCGGCCGGUACGACUGAAUAUGCGAUCAGGCCAGAAUUUUCAUCCGGUUUUGAACGUCUUGACUACUUUACGACGACGCUUUUCGAGCCGCUGAAACGCCAGCGGUUGCGGAAGAGGACGUUGGCCACAACAGAAUUCUUCAGAAUAGACGUCGUGUUGAACUCGGAUGCUGGCGAUUACGAAUGUACUAUUCAACGGGGAAAAUAUACGAUAACGAGGAAGAUUCGGCUAACUGUUCAGGUCCCUGAAAUAAAACUGAAAGUGACUCAUGUUGGAGUUUCGUCGGUUCACUUGGCAUGGAAUCGUAAUAUCGACGUUCAAGCUGUUGAUCGGGUGGCCUUACAAGUGAACUCGACAAGUGCCAGCGACUUCAAACGAGUUGUCCUGCUCUCUCUCCACAACAUAUACUGCAGCUACAACUUGAUCAAUUUGUUGCCAGACAGGGUGUACACAAUCUGUCUGCGUUGGUCUCUUACUGAUGAUGGGACUGACAUUCACAGCGUAUGUCUGUCGGAAAGGACCCAGAGAAGUCGAUCGAUAAUGGAAGAUCUGGGCGUUGAAGGUGUAGUAGUCAUUUGUGUCAUUCUGGUAUUACUGUCGGUGUUCUUCUGCGGUAGAUGGGCAUACAAUCGAUACUUCAUCUACUUACGAGCCCGACAACAAUCAAAAAUGAUCCAGUCGGUCUCGGGACAAUCAGUGCUGAGCCAACGAAGUAGUGAAGAUGCGAUAACGUUUGAGAAUCACCAACUUCAGAUGUGUUCUUCGUUUUGUGAUAGAGACAGUAUGGCUAAUGGCCCACUUCUGAUCAAUGUGACAUGA
Haemonchus placei is the source of this 2169-nucleotide messenger RNA. The record is from the annotation of a GenBank genome assembly. Lineage: Eukaryota; Metazoa; Nematoda; Chromadorea; Rhabditida; Trichostrongylidae.